AUGAAGAAAUUACUUGUAUACUUUUUGGUUGCGUCUCUUCUGACUUCUUUAGUUGUGGCGGUUCCGCAAGUAAAAUCAUCCAGUAACAGCAUUAAGGUCACAGAACCCACUACGAAUCAAAAGGUCGGUGGCACAGUGGACGUAAAAUGGGAUACUACCGUCAUUCCCAAAGGUCUCAAAACCACCGACAACAUUAGUACCCGUAUCAGAUGUAACGUGAAUAAUAGGACGAGGCAGUUUCCAGCAAAAGCUAUAAUACCAGUGCCCUUUACGGUUGGAAAAAGGGAGGUUGGUAUCUCUGAUGACUCUGAUCUCAUUGGAGUUUCAUGCCAAGCAUUUGUUACCGAUGAUGACAACUUAGACAUUCAAGGAGUUUCGAAAAAGUUCAAACUAGUUAAAUAA
Molecule: messenger RNA, 402 nt
Organism: Cetraspora pellucida
Lineage: Eukaryota; Fungi; Glomeromycota; Glomeromycetes; Diversisporales; Gigasporaceae
Source: the annotation of a GenBank genome assembly